AUGGCCCCGGUCCCAGCACUGAUGCUCGCGCCCCACUCGUUCAGGUACCGCGACCAGGUGCCUGCCUCAGUGCUGCAGCUGCCCACGAGCGAGGCCCGCGUGCUGUCCUCGAAGGAGCGCGCCCCGUACCUGGUGCUCCUCGAGGUGGAGACCCAUCGGAUUGGCAGCUUCGGGCCCUUCGGGCUCCGGAAGGGGGUGGGCUGCUGCCGCAGGGCCCGCCCGCGCGACGCCGAGGUCACGAGCGGUCACGCGAAGGGCGCCGAGGUUGACGGCGACGAGGAGGUGAGCCUGAUCCGGAUGUCCAGUUGCGAGCACAGGGAGGCGGUGACGGGCAAGUUGCUGGAGCACGACCUGCGGCCGAAGGGCAUCUUCAAGAAGGAGGACUGGCCUCAGGUGGUCACGAGGGUGCAGGGGUCCAGCCAGCAUGGCUCGAAGCCAGGCUGGCACGUGGUCUCCAUGAUCGUGAAGAGCAACGCGGACGACGUGAGGCAGGAGGAGCUGGCCUACAGGCUCCUAAGGUGGUUCCAGCACGUCUUCCACAGGCACAAGCUCAGGCUGUGGCUGCAGCCCUUCCUGAUCGUGGCCACCACCUACGACGGUGGCGUCCUGGAGACGGUGGCCAACGCCAUCAGCCUGAGCGAUCUGAAGAAGAGCUACGGCAGCAGCUGGCACUCUUUGAAGUCGUACUUCGAGACGGCGUUCCCGCUGGCGGACCAGGGCGCCGGAGGCCACCCCUCGCGCAGCGAGGCGAUCAUGAACUUCAUCUGGUCCAUGGCAGCGUACUCCAUCGUCUGCUACGUGCUGGCGAUCCGGGACCGGCACAACGGCAACAUCCUCAUCGACGAGAGGGGCCACAUCCGGGCGUCCUCCACGUCGAUUUCGGCUUCAUGCUCUGCGGUGCGCCCGGGGGAAGGGUGCUCCAGGGCAUGGGCGGCUUUGAGCACAGCGCGGGCUUUAAGCUCACAGACGAGCUGGUGGAGGUGCUCAACAUGGCGGGUGGGGAGCCGUUCGCGGUCUUCCGGCAGGCCAUGGCGGAUGGACUGCUGGCCGUGCGGGCGCACGCCGACGAGCUCCUGGCCCUGCUGCAGCUCAGCACCCUGGGCGCCGAGAACAGCAGCCAGAGGUGCUUCACUCAUCCGCGCGGCUACCCCGAGGCGGUGCUGGAGGACGUGUGCGGGCGCCUGGGGCUGCCCAGCUGCGCGGGUCGGCGCCAGGGAGGCAGCGGCGGCGCAGCGGCCGUGGACUCGGACGAGGGCUUCAGGGAGUGGGUGGACAAGAUGA
This is a messenger RNA of Prorocentrum cordatum, 1281 nucleotides long. The record is from the annotation of a GenBank genome assembly. Lineage: Eukaryota; Dinophyceae; Prorocentrales; Prorocentraceae.